AUGCACAUGUACAGUCAGAGCUUUUCUACACACGCCAUUUUUCGGUGCUCUCUCCAGGCGAGAAUCAGCAAGAAACAGAAUCAGUCGGUUAAACAGCCCAGACCCAGUCCCCAGUCCCCAGACCCAAUCCCUUGGCUAAAUUCUGAACUCAAGGUCAGUUCUCGUAACGCUCGCAGAACGCUGUGUUCUGCCUCAGAACUUACAACGCUGCUCUGCCUCUCUCUCUCUCUCUCUCUCUCUCUCGCUUGGACACAUGUAAAACCUCGCCCUGCCUCGCCCUGCAGGGUCUCUGUCUGCGCACAGAUACAUCGUGCGGUCGUACAUGUGUAAGCUCGGUAAAACGUUUCUGGGAAGUUGUUUUUCGCUGUUUUUUAUUUUUUUGUAUCUUUUCGGCAUUUUGCAUACUGACCGCGGAGUGCUCGCAGCGAUCCUCGCGAGUUUUCCCCACCAGAAACCCAAGUGAACGGAACGGCAAGCGGAGACCACAGAAAAGACUCGCAUCGUCCGGCGUAAUGCCAGUGAAAAUGGCGGGCCCAAGCUCAAGCCUAGUGGAAACGUGGCGGAACUAUUUGCGAAACUGCGAAACGAAAUAUGGUUAGAACCGAAGUUCUAGCUGGAUCACACAGAUACAAUCGUGAAACGUGUUCGAAUCGAAUUCGAGAGGGCAUUCAACAUACAAAUUGCAGAGCGACACAUAAAACUACAAGAUACAAGGCCCAACAGUGAUCCCGAAGCCUUAAACUGGCGCUCAAAGUCCGGAAGCAUCUUUCCUCCUACUCGCCAACGCUGCUGAGUGCCGCGUUCACCAGCCUGAACAGCGUCUACCACAGCAGCAGCGACACCGCUCCCGACGAGGAGCCGGAGCAGCCGCCAGUCCAUCACCAGGGCCAUCGCCAUCGGGUGAACAGCCACAGUCACAGUCACCGGGAUCGCGGCCACAGCCAGAACAGCAGGGCAGAAGAGAUGGGCGGGCCCACAGCGCCCGUGGCCAGCAGCGAGGGCCAGACGUACUGCCUGCGCUGGAACAACCACCAGACCAAUCUGGUGCAGAUCCUCCACGCACUGCACGAGGUCGGCAGCUACGUCGACUGCACCCUAGUCGUCGACGAUGAGCAGUUCAAGGCACACCGCGUGGUGCUGGCGGCGAACUCGCCGUACUUCCAGCACAUCCUGCAGGACGUGCCCCAGGACCAGUGCAGCAUAAUCCUGCCGGGCGUGAGGGGCUUCGAGAUCGCGGCCUUGCUUCAGUACAUGUACACGGGUGAGACCACGGUGACCAAGAGCCAGGAGCCGGAGAUCCUGCGCACUGCCAAGGAGCUGCAGGUAAAGGGGCUCUACGACAAUCUGAUGAAGUACAAUCACAAGGCGGCCAGCGCAGUGGAGGAGCGUGACCAGAGCCAGUUCCAUGCCAGCAUCACGCCCACCUCCAGCUCGGGAUUGGGCGUUGGCUCUGGCAAGCCCCUCAACGGGUCCUCUGCCGACGGCUCCUUCGGCCAGCAGCACCACAACUCCUCCUCCGUGAUCUCAACGUCCACGCACAUCUCGCCCAGCGCCGCCAUCUCGAGCAGCUGCUCACCACCGCCGCCGCCAUUCGGAAGCUACCAGCCGCCGUACACAAACUUCCCGCCUGGAUCAGGACCUAUCAAUCCACAUCCCCACAUCCCAGCCGGUGAGACUCCCCUGACGCCCACGCAUGCCACUUCGCACGCCGUAGCCGGUGAGGCAGGCCAGUGGCCCCUCUCGCCCUCCGCUGCCGCUGCCGCCAUGCUGAACUCCGUCUAUGAGUCCGCCGCCGACAUGAAUCCGCUCAAGCGCAAGAAGCUCUCGGCCAUCUCAAGCAUGCUACUCAACAGCACCCGGGACACGCCCAUUCUGCGCAACGUGCUGGCCCAGGCCAACCCAGCUGACUCCUCGCAGCCCAAUCCUCUGCUGCUGAAGAGCUCCUCCACCUCCUCCCUAAACGAGAAGACUCCCACCCAUCAGCACCAGCACCAGCCACCGCACCAGCACCACAGCGGAGUCGGCGUGAGCGGCGGCACCGGUAGCCACAGCUUCAACGGCUCGGACUACGGCGGCGACAAGGAGCCCCUCUCACCGCACACGGACCGUUCCUUUGAUGAGGAGACUGGCGGGCCGGGCGGCAAGAAGCCGGAGUGGAAGCGUUAUAAGCAGUACACCCGGGCGGACAUGAUGUGUGCCAUUCAGGCCGUUCGGGAAGGCAUGAGCGCGCUCCAGGCGAGCCGCAAGUACGGACUACCCAGCCGCACCCUCUACGACAAGGUCCGCAAGCUGAACAUCACUACGGGCCGUGGCACGCAUCGCACACCCAAGCGCAGCCCACCCGGGGUGGAGUCCUCCGCCGCCUUUCCCUACUCCGCAGCAGCCGCUGCCGCAGCUGCCCACAGCUACGGACAUGUCCACGGGCAUGGCCAGACGGAUCUAGAGCGUGAGCCGAAGGAGCAUGGUCAGCAUAGUGGCCAUGGAGGUGGCCACCACGGCAUGCCACCCACGAUUCCCCACUCGGCAGCCGCCCUUCUGGAUCACGCCUUUCUGCAGCAGGCCCUGGAGAACCGAGGCGGGGAUAUGGCCGGGCGUGAAGCACUCCACGCCAUGGCCCUGGCAGCGGCCGCCCACGCAGCUGCCAACCGAAUGUCUAGCAGCCCCCAGGAGUCUGGCUCCAAUGGACACGCAGCCAGAUCUCCAAGUCCAAGGGCUCGGCACUACUCCGAGCACGAAGCCAUGGAGAUAGAGAUGGAGAAGCACGAGCAGCGCCUGAUCAAGAGGGAGCGUGACCAGGACGAGCGCGAUGAUGCUGACGAUGAAGAUGAUCAUGACCAGGAGCAGGAUCACGAUCACGAUCACGACCAUGUGGAAGAUCUAUCGCUGGCACGCAAAGAACGCCCUGAGUCGCCCUACUCUCCUCAGCCCCCACGGGCCUCCUCGCCGGUCGAGAGCGCCAGUGUGAUCAUGCACUCCAACAGCGCCUCCACCAACGGAAAGGACCACGAGGAUUAUCCCCACUCACCACCGCCCGUGGCCCUGGGCCUAGGCCUGAAGCGGGAGCUACUUGGCGGCGAGGAGUCGCAGGCUAGAACCGACUGAUUGACGCUCACCAUGGCCUGGCAGUACGCGGCGGACAGCUACGAUUCCAUAUGCUAGACCUGCUGGGCCAGAUGCACGACCCCAGUACACCGCCCCAAGGUGGUUACCCUUCACUCCCCUUGUGUUAUUAUUUUCUUUUCGGCGUACAACGUGCGACUAAACUGUUGUUUUCUCAAUGGCAUCGACAUCGAUCAGCGAUCAGCGAUCAGUCGAUCUGCGUUGGUGAAGCUUUAAACGAGAACCCCUUAUCCCAGUCGAGGCGGGUGCACACCAGCAUCUGCACCUUAGGAGGAAAUCAAAUCAAAUCCACAAUCUAAAAUAAAAUUGUUGUCAGCAUCACUUUGUGCCUAAUACAGAAACGUUAGCUUAGAAUAGGAUAUUCAUAGGUUACACACACUCACACACACACACUAGGCUAGGAGACACCCCCCCCACUUUGACACUUAGGCUAGGCACUCGAUGGCCAUCUUAGCUUAGGAGCUAGCUAGUUGUGGUCUUUGAAGCUCAAUGGCUCAAUGGCUAAGGAAACAUAUGUAAACUAUACACUUACAUAAGACUGAAGGAAGAAUCCGCGUAUUGCAUAUUAGAGGCGAUCAAGGGCAGAGCAAAAGAGGCUACCGAUACCCCGUAGGGUAGGAACAUUUGACAGAAUCAGGUCAGAAUGAGCUAGCGAGUUAGCAAUACUUUGUACAACUUUGUUAAUGCCAGUGAUUUGUUUUAAAAAUUAUUAGCACUAGAUAUUUAUAAUAGACACAUACAUACAUACAUACAUACAUACAUACGUACGUAUAAAGCCUUAUGUUUAUGAUUUCCGUGACGUCUAUAAGAAAUGAAACAGAUAUGAACACAACUACCUCAAUAAAGCCUAUUCUAGUUUUUUUUUAAAGAACGAACUUCUUUGUUACCUUAUCAUUAUCAUAUUAGCGUUAAGCACUGUCCUGGGUUGAAUUUUAUAAGACUGACACCGACUCAAACGGCUCGAAAGUAGCACGAGAAUAUGCAACAAGAGCCGAGCACAUUAAAUACAAAUUAAAAUACAAAUGGCAACCUAUAGAGUUGAGCGUACAAAUUCAGAACCAUAACCUACUUAUAUCUAAGCCAACUUAGAAUGAAUGAAUUAGUCCAUAGGUCCAACUAUGACUCUACACAUAAAUAUAACUUAAGCUUAGGCAAAAACAAAGCAAAACACAACAAAAUUAAUAUUUAUAAGCAAAUCCAACAAACAUGCGCUGGGGGCAAUGCAAUAGGCUCUUUAAUUAUAAACACCUACACAGAUACAAUUAUGUAGUCGUACGGUUGAUAAUGUUAAUUUGUUAUACGAGUAACCUCUGUACAUAGAAUCGUAGUCUAUAAACACUCACACGCAUCAUACAUACAUGCACAUCCAUACAAGUUAUACAAAGAUCGAGAUGCAGUUAUUAGAUCUAGUAUUAAGUAAAGGAAAUUGUAAUGCAAUUUAAAGUAGACACCGGACUUACAUUAUUUAAUGAUAAGCGAUCGAAUGCGAAAUAAACUGACUGAAUCAAUCGAA
Molecule: messenger RNA, 4633 nt
Organism: Drosophila pseudoobscura
Lineage: Eukaryota; Metazoa; Arthropoda; Insecta; Diptera; Drosophilidae
Gene: rib
Product: BTB/POZ domain-containing protein ribbon
Exons: 2
Coding region: 964-3102 (712 amino acids)
Biological process (GO): regulation of transcription by RNA polymerase II
Cellular component (GO): nucleus
Molecular function (GO): DNA binding; protein binding
Source: RefSeq, a predicted model, not a curated record